Messenger RNA from Frankliniella occidentalis (western flower thrips), 2656 nucleotides. RefSeq names its product E3 SUMO-protein ligase ZBED1-like. Lineage: Eukaryota; Metazoa; Arthropoda; Insecta; Thysanoptera; Thripidae. Bases 61 to 1818 code for a protein of 585 amino acids. The transcript has 6 exons. Gene Ontology annotation, molecular function: protein dimerization activity. The record is from RefSeq and is a predicted model, not a curated record.
AAAAAGUUCCUAUUUUUAAAUUUACGUUAUCUUAUUUGCAGGUGUGGAGCCACAACUGAUAUGUGGACCGAAAACUAUUCCAAAAAAUUUCACUACAUUGGUUUCACUAUCCAAUUUGCAAAUGAUGACUGGGAAAUGGAAGCUUACAUACUAGGGGUAAAAAAGUUUGCCUUCAAAUGUGCUACGGCAGAAAAUAUAAAGUUCUCAAUCAAAAAUUUUUUUAUUGAAGAACUUAAAGUUUUAGAGACGGAAUUUAGAAAGAUAGAAUUUGUUACCGAUAAAGGUCAGAAUAUGAUCAAAGCUUUGAGUGAGUUCAGUAGGUACGAUUGCAUGGCACACAUGUUAAACACUGUUCUCCAAACUACAUUCACACUCAUGUUUUAUGAACUGAGAAGUGUAGUAGAUGACAUUGAAAAGUCCCCCCAUUCCCGUAGUGUACUGAACACUGUAUCUACUGCAGUAAAAGCUGUAAAAGCUAUGAAGCUGACUGCAAAUAGUACUGACGUAGAUUUGGCAGAUCUAAAAAAGGCCUUAGACUUUGCUUUUCCUGCACGGCACUCCUACAUUAAACUCCUUUUGUCAUAUCUGGCAAACAAAGAAGAGGUUCACACAGUAUUGAGAGCUUUGGAGAAAGGUGAUGUUGUAGAUACAUUAUUGGCAUACGCUGAUGAUAUCCGCAGCAUCACGAUAAUUUUAAAGCCGAUCGAAGAAAAUGAAAGUGUCCCCUUAAAAAAACUCCAAACUCUCAGAACUGCCUACAAAAUAUUUAAAAAAGAUUCUCCACUGGUUCAGCACCUCAAAACGCUUCUUCUUGAAAAAUUGCAGCUAAUGGAUAACUUCGUCAUUGUCAACGAAUGCAAAGAGUUAGUACAUUAUGUGAGAUCGGCUGGUGGAGCCCACUUUGGUGAGCUGCGCUACACUCUGCAGCAGGAGUGUGAUACAAGGUGGAAUACAAUGUACAAUCUGCUGAUGUCGGUGCACCGUGUAUACGACGAAUUACUUGUUAUGCUGCAAGAAAAGGGACAAGCUAAAAAAAUGGAUAACAUUGGCAAGGAAGACCUCCAAACUAUGUUGGAGUUUUUGGAGCCAUUCAAGGAAGAGACGAAAAAGAUCCAGGGGAAGAAAUAUCCAACAUUGCCUCUUGCUUUGCUUUCCAUUACUAGGCUCACGGACCAUUGUGAUUCUAACUUUGAGGAUUCACAUACACUAUCGAUGCUCAGAGCGCGCUGUCUCCGCCUUCUAAAAGAGAAAAUAGAAGUGAAGAUGAGGUACAAAGUGGCUCUCUUUUUGUGGCCUCCUUACAAAGAGUUGGCCAUGCUGCACCCCGACGAAAUAAGCGAGGUGCACGAAAUGGUGCGCUCAAUGUUACGGUCCUAUGAGGUCCAUCGGAUGGAUACUGUCGCCAAUGAGCCUGCUGGAGAAGGAGAACCCGACGACCCUGCACCACUGCCACCUCCCUCUUUACCCAAACAAAGACAACUAGAAAAGGGGUAUGAGAGGUAUCGCAUGAAAAGUGUACAACUCCCAGUCCACGCAGACGAGGUCGACAAAUAUGUCGAAAUGGCGCCUCUGAAUGUAAAGCUGGAAGAUCUCCUCAAAUGGUGGCAAUCCAUGUCAGGGCCAGAUGAGUUGCCUAAGCUUGCUUUGCUAGCAAGAAGGGAACUACCAAAGAACCUAACCAGUGCCCACAGUGAGACAGUUUUCAGCGAUUGUGGGUGGAUCAAAAAUGAAAGAAAAUCCAACAUGAGUCCAGAGACACUGGACGCCGUGGUUUUCCUUCACGACUAUAACAAGCAAAAUGAGAAAAAGGAAUCCUAAUGUUAUUCCAGCAAAACUAAAGAUUUUUUUUUAUCCGCUAUAAUUUUCUAGUCUUUUUUUCUAGCUAUUAUUUUCUAGUCUUUUUGUCCUAACCAUUAUUUUCUAGUCUUGUGAUUACAUAGUACAAAGUAAAAUAUUUUGUAAAAAUGAUUUUUUUGUUAAAAUGUCACAAUUAGAAAAAAUUGACUGCAUGACUGAAUAUUUGUUAUAUUUAGUGACCACUGAUAAUAAAAUCAAUGCAAUUUCUAAAUGUUCCCUUUUAUGCAGCUGCACCUGUCUGGGCGACAAAUUCCCUUUCUUUGACGUUUGAAAGAAAUAUAAAGUGACAUGUUAACUCAAAAUCAGAUACGCUCUGCGCUCCAUUAUUUUUGAAAGCCAGAACCUCACAUUUUCGACCUUAUGUUUGGGGGGGGGCGGUGUAUUUGAUGGCGGUAUAGUCAAAGACGAUACAUUUAUCCUUUGUACGAACGUACCUCUAAUAGCAACUGGAAGUCGACGGCAGUUACGGGAUCCUCCCGUGCCUCCAGACCCGCGCUCUGGCACUGAGACCAUUUCCCGAUGGUUUCAAGCAAAGUGGCGGGAACGGUUUUCCCUUCCCCCUCUCCUCCGCCUUUCCGUGCCGCCAGCAGGCUAGCAGUCCCUCCGCGCUCCCCCUCUCCGUUCCACCCAGCCUGACGUCACCGGGUUGUCGGGCCGACCCGCCGGCUCGACAACCCGACAAAAAGUUACCGAGCGGGCGAGCGGACCGCACUGGCUUGUCGAGCGAGCGGACACGGCCCGACAACGCUCUGCGCUCCGCGCCCACUUUAGCCCGACAGCCCGCUCGAUACAGGUCUCU